AUGAUAAAAACUCAGCUGGAGGAGACCGUACGCUUUAGUGCUCGUGAGAUGAAUGAUUCGCGUGCGAUGAACGAAAGCAACUUCACCAAGCUUACUCAACUUAGCGACAAACUUGAACGGAUGAUCGAAGAGAAAGAGCGGUACGAGGUGGAAAUGUCCAAGUUUGUAGAGGAAAACGAUGUACAAUCUAACAGUAUCAGAAGUAACACCCUCAUUGCAUCAAAAGAUCAAGAGCUGUUUUCUAUGCGCGAAAAACUGGAGAAAGCACGCAUCGAAGAUGAGCCGUAA
This is a messenger RNA of Cylicocyclus nassatus, 288 nucleotides long. NCBI's taxonomy places the organism in Eukaryota, Metazoa, Nematoda, Chromadorea, Rhabditida, Strongylidae. The record is from the annotation of a GenBank genome assembly.